AUGGACAUUGCCUCUAGCGCAGUUCCUAGGCGAUGCAGCGACUGGACAAACAAGAAAACCGCUAAGCUGGUGGAAGAGAUGCUGUAUCGAGAAUUAUCAGCGAACCACGUGUUUAACGCGUUGAUGGAAAGCGGACGAUCCUUCGACCAGCCGUCAAGGGUGAUCGAGAUGGUAAAAGUGGUCGGCGAAGGUGAUGGCUCAGUACCCUUCUAUGACGAGCGCACACUAGACGCCCGAUACGCGCGUGGAACCACAUCCUGGAGUCGAGGGACGCGGCGAGAGACUUAUUCAAAUUCCGUAUAUCAAAGUCAGAAAUCCAGGAAGAAGAGCAAUCCCGACACAGAACAUUCAGAGCCUGUAGGAUGGCGCUUUCUCCCUGAGGCAUAUCGAGCCUCUGAGACGUCCGAUAUUGCAGAGAAAAUCGGGCAAAUUCCACUGUGUUUCGAAGAUCUAACGGAGACCACACUCCACCAAGCAACAAAUGCAGUAGGAGUGUUGUUCCAUGAUGCCAGAUUAAACAGGGGCAUCUCGACAGUCAACGGACCUGGGAGACAGAAUGGAUCGUUUACUUACUUACGCCAUUGGCCGCGUGUCGGUUGGAUCAAAGGAAAUCGGCUCUUGGCUAUCGCCAGACGAGCUGACCAAGGCAAAGAUCACGAUCACGAUAUGGCGAACUACGCGUGCGGCAUGGGAGAUCUCUAUUUGGAGGGAUUCUUGGUGGUAGUUCAUCGCGGCGCGGUCUGCACGGUCAACGAUAAUCUGGACCAGGAAUUCGAUCGCAAGGCGGCACACGUACCCAGUCUAGACCUAUUGCUCGCGGUGCUGUCUCCACUACGCGGGCCUACCUCUUUGCUGUGA
Messenger RNA from Talaromyces atroroseus, 858 nucleotides. RefSeq lists its product as hypothetical. Lineage: Eukaryota; Fungi; Ascomycota; Eurotiomycetes; Eurotiales; Trichocomaceae. The record is from RefSeq and is a predicted model, not a curated record. The coding region runs from base 1 to 858 and encodes 285 amino acids. The transcript has a single exon.